This is a messenger RNA of Rotaria sordida, 11364 nucleotides long. The record is from the annotation of a GenBank genome assembly. NCBI's taxonomy places the organism in Eukaryota, Metazoa, Rotifera, Eurotatoria, Philodinida, Philodinidae.
AUGUUUUCUCUUUCAAAUGAACUUGUUUGCCAAACAUAUUGUGAGUCUAGACAAGAAAACAAAACAAUUUGUUGCGAAGGAUGGCAAGGUCUCGCUUGUGAUCAACCAGACAAUUCUAUUGGUCAACAAUCAUUGGCAAUUUGUCAUUUAUGGGGUCGAGAUCAUAUUCGAACAUUUGAUGGAACAUAUUAUCAAUUUCCGGGCAGUUGUACAUAUAAAUUAACUGGUUCAAUAUCAUGGCAAAUUAAUAUUCAAUUUAUAAAUUGUACAACAACAAAAAAUUCUUGUCAAAAAAAAUUAACAAUUGUUAUUGCUGGUAAAAUAUUAGAAAUAACAGAUACAAAUUUAACUAAUCUUACAUCAUAUCCAUCAAAUUUAAUAAUUCAACAACAAGAAAAAAAUCUUCUUGAUUUAUAUUUUACAAAUGGUAUUCGAUUAAAAAUUUAUAAUCAAGAACAAGAACAAUCAACAAUAAUUAUUGAAUUAGAUGAAAAUUUUAUGAAUGAUCAAAUUUUAACAGGUCUUUGUGGAGAUUAUAAUAAUAAUAAAGAUGAUGAUUUGAAAUUAUCAACAACUGGUCUCAUUACAACAAUGCCAGUAGAGUUUGGAAAUCAAUGGAAAUUAUAUCAAAGUUGUCCGGAUGUUCCACGAGUCGUAAACAAUUGUUUAAUAACUUCAGAAGCUAUUGAUGAAUGUAUUUCAUUAACUAAUCAAUCGGAAAUAUUUCAAUCGUGUUUUAAAAAAAUCGAUCCACAAUAUUUCUAUGAAACAUGUUUAAAUGAUGUAUGUUCAGCAAUGCUCAAGGAGACAUCUUUAGAAACCGUACGAUGUCCAGUAUUGGAAGCAUUUAUUGAAGAAUGUCGAGAAUAUAAUAUUCAAAUUCAAUGGCGAUCUGAAACUGGAUGUUCAAAACAAUGUUCAUCACAAAAUACAAUUUUUGUUGAUUGUGCUUCACCAUGUCGUCGAACAUGUCAAAAUCCAUCAUCAACAAUUACACAAUGUCAUACACAAACUAAUGAAUGUACUUCCGGAUGUGUAUGUACAAAUGAAACUGUAUAUGAUAGUUUUCAAGAUGAAUGUGUUUCACUUGAACAAUGUACAUGUCAAUAUAAUAAUAUGCAAUAUCAAUCUGGAGAUCAAGUAUCAAUUGAUUGUAAUAAUUGUAAAUGUGAUCAUGGUCGAUGGUUAUGUACAAAUCGAACAUGUUCGAGAACGUGUCUUGUACUUGGAAAUAUGAAUAUAUUGACAUUUGAUGGUAAACAGUAUGCACUUAUGAGCAAAUGUGAUCAAGUUCUUGUCGAAACUAAUGAUCAAUCCAAUUAUUUACGUAUUACUUAUACAAAUGAAGGAAAUGAAUUAAAUAUUCAAAUACUUGAUAGUAAAGUAGUAUUUCGUCAAGAUAGUGUACUUGUCAAUGGUAAAGUUCGUCAUACUUUACCAUAUCAAACUGAUGAUGUUAUUAUUCGACGUGCAUCAACAGUAUUUAUUGAAGUUCGAAAUUUUCAAUCAACUGUUGUAUUACAUUUUGACCCAUUAACAUCACGUAUUUAUAUUAAAUUACAUCCAUCAUUUUUUAAUCGAGUUCGUGGUCUUUGUGGAACAUUUAAUUAUGUAGCAAAUGAUGAUUUUCUAACACCGAAUAAUGUCAUUGAAACAAAUUUAGUUACAUUUGCAAAUGCUUAUCUUGCUUCAUCAUGUUCCAUACCUGAUCAACAAAUUGAUACUUGUUUUAAUUUUCCAGCUAAUGAACAUAGUGCAAGAAUUGAAUGUACAAAUCUAUUAAAAAAUUCAAUAUUCUCAACUUGUUCACCAUUAAUUAUUGAUCCAACAUUUUUUCUUACAUCUUGUAUACGAGAUUUAUGUGAAGAUCAAUCAACUACUCAUCGUGAUCAAGUUAAAUGUUCAGUUAUAACAGCAUUAGCUCAUGCAUGUGCUUUAAAAGGUAUUAUUAUCGAUUGGAUGAGUAAUGAAACAUUAGCUAAUACAUGUCAAACAAUCAAUUAUGGUCAAUGUGGUUUAACAAGUCGAGCAGAUUAUACAGAAUGUGUAUCAGAAUGUCAAUCAUCUUGUACUGAUAUUGAUCUAAUGCCAUCAUCUUGUGUAAAUCAAUGUUUACCAGGUUGUACAUGUGAAUUAGAUCAAUUUUAUGAUGAACAUUCGCAUGUUUGUCAAUUUCAAGAUGAAUGUCCUUGCUAUGAAUCUCAAUCUGAACAAUAUAUUCAUCCAUUACAUUCUCUUCUUAUUCAAACUCCAAUUGUAUCAAAUUGUUCAUGUUCACAUGGUUCAUUACAAUGUAAUUCAUUUGAUCAAAAUCAAUGUAGUUCAACACAAGUUUAUUCAUUAAAUGCAACAUUAUGUCCUCGAACAUGUAUGAAUUAUUUAUCUCAUUAUGAUUGUGGUUUAUAUGGUCCUGGUUGUGUAUGUCCACCAGGAAAAAUUCUUCUUGAUUUAACAUCACAUGAACAAAAAUGUAUUUCAAUUGAACAAUGUCCAUGUCAAUAUAAUCGUCAAUAUUAUACUGAAAAUGAAACAAUUAUACAAAAUGAUCAUGGUUGUCAAAAUUGUACAUGUCAAAAAGGUGGUUUAUGGUCAUGUCAAAAAAUUUUAUGUACGAAAACAUGUACUACAUUUGGUCAUUCACAUUAUCAAACAUUUGAUGGUCUUUAUUAUAAUUUUCCUGGUCUAUGUCAAUAUAUAUUAGUUAAAGAUUUAAAUAAUUUAUUUCGUAUUCUAACACAAAAUAUUCCAUGUGGUAUGAAUGGACAAAUAUGUUCAAAAAAUCUUCUUAUUGAAUAUAAUGGAGUUACUAUUGAUCUUAUACGUGAUCGUCCAAUACUUUUCAAUAAUAUUGAAUUAUCAAAUUAUCAAAUUCAACCAAUUAAAUUUGGUAAUAUAUAUAUUUAUCAAUCAGGUAUAUAUACAAUUAUUAAAACAGAUGAUUUUCUUAUUAAAUGGGAUGGUCAAACAUAUAUUGAUAUUACUGUUCAAUCAAAUAAAGAAAUGUCUGGUUUAUGUGGAAGUAAUAAUGAUAAUUUUGAUGAUGAUUUUAAAAGUGCAGAUGGUGCAUCACAAGUAAAUGUAUUUGAUAUGGCACAAUCAUGGCAAACAUCAAUACAAUGUACAUCAGAAAAAAAUCAAUCGACAAAUAAUGAUCCAUGUGGUGAUAGCCCUGCUCAUGCACAAAGACGUACAUGGGCACAAAAUCAAUGUGAUUUAAUCAAAGUAAAAACAAGUAUAUUCAAUAAUCCAUUUGAGAUUUGUAUUGAAAAAAUGGAAACGCAUUUAAUUGAAAAAUAUUAUCAAGCAUGCCUUUAUGAUGCUUGCCAUGCUGAUCAUGGUGGCGAUUGCGCAUCUGUUUGUACUGUUCUCAGUGCAUAUGCUACUGAAUGUCAAUCAAUUAUAAAAACACCAAUAAUUAAAUGGCGUACAUGCGAUCGAUGUCCAAUGCAAUGUGAUUCUGGCAAAGUUUAUAUGCCAUGUGGUCCACUUUGUCCACAAACAUGUUUUGAAGGCGAUGAUUAUGGUGGUUGUAUAGCUGAUUCAGGUUGUGCCGAUGGAUGUUUUUGUCAAAAUGGUCAAGUUAUGGAUAAUAAUGGUCAAUGUAUUGAACCUCAUCGUUGUCCAUGUUUAUAUAAUAAUAAUAUUUAUCCACAAAAUAGUCGAAUAAUAAUGAAAAAAAAUAAUACAUGUUAUCAUGAAUGUGAAUGUUUAAAUGGUUCAUUUAGAUGUGAUAGUAUUGAAAGUUUAACAUGUCUGACAACAAAUUGUACAAGUAAUGAAUUUACAUGUAAAUCUAAUGGACAAUGUAUACCAUUAAAUUGGAAAUGUGAUCAAAUAAAAGAUUGUUCAGAUGGUAGUGAUGAAUUAGAAGCUAAAUGUCAAUAUCAAUGUUUGGAUAAAAUAAAUACAUAUCAAUGUUCUAAUGGACAAUGUAUUGAUAUAACACAUCGAUGUGAUGGUUUACCUGAUUGUCGAGAUGGAAGUGAUGAAGUUAAUUGUUCUUAUGUAAUACCAUGUAAAGAAUACGAAUGUCCAAGAAGUAAAUUAUGUAUACCAAAAUCAUGGAUUUGUGAUGGAACAGUUGAUUGUGGUCAUGAAGAUGAUUCCGAUGAAAGUGGUGAUUGUAAACUUAAGCAAUGUGAUAUAUUAAGUGGACGUUAUUUUCAAUGUCGUGAUAAUUUCAAUUGUUUACCUAUUGAACAACGAUGUGAUGCACAUAAAGAUUGUAAUGAUGGAUCAGAUGAAUUAGGUUGUUCAUUAUGCACAUGUACAUCAUUAUUUUCAUGUAUUCAUACAUGUCAAUGUAUUGAUUCAAAACGUGUAUGUGAUGGAAUAUCAGAUUGUAUUGAUGGAACAGAUGAAUAUAAUUGUACAGCAAAUUGUGCUAAAGAUGAAUAUACAUGUUUAGAUGGAAAAUGUUUAAAUAGAACUUUCUUAUGUGAUGGAAUACGACAUUGUUCGAAAGGUGAAGAUGAAACACAUCCAGAUUGUUUACCCUUAACAACAACAGCUGUUUCAACUCACAUUCCUAUUAUGGGUAUAAAAGUCACUACUACUACUCCAAUGCCUUUCACAACUGGUACCAUUACCACUCCUGUACCUUCUACAACAGGCAUCUUUGUUACUCCGCUUAUUCCGAGAAUAGACUCUAAGCAUAUUUCCACAACACCUGAGCCAACAUGUGAUAUUCAAUCAGCUCUUAUAGAUGAUCGAUAUAUUUCAAAACCAGAAUUUUCUACUCCUAUUAUUGGUUCUAUUUCGGAUUUAAAUCCUGGUAAAAAAGGUAUUGAAUUUUUGGUUAAUACUCCAUCAACUAUAGUUACUAUUAUACUUCCAUUAAAACCAAAUACAAAAAUAAAAAAACUUAUUAAAUUUCAAAUUCUUCGACCAAGUAAUAUUAAUCGAUUUCAAUUAAUAUUUCUUAAUAAACAAAGACAACCUAUUGGUCAAUAUAAAAUAUUAUCAACCGAUAGUAAACAAUCAUUAUUAUCACCAAUAAUUAAUAAAUUUCCAAUACAAGAAACUCUUUUACAACAAAUUCGAUUAUUCAAACUUGAAAUAUUAGAUACCAAUGAUAAUCGACCACCAAAAAAUGUUACUCUUCUAUUUCAAGCUUGUUUUAAACAAACAAAAAUACUUAAAAAAAAAAAAUGUACACAAAUCGAUGCAAUGAAUUCAUUUUAUACAAAGAGAGUUAUAGCAAAAUUAGGUGGUACUCGUCCAAUAAAUUCUACUUAUGGUCAUUUAUUACAAGGUUAUGGUGGAGUUACAUAUAAUACAUCACAAGCUAUUAUUGAUAUUCGUAUUCAUAAUAAUAUCUUAUCUCGUAUUAAUGAAAUAUCUAUUCCUGAUUAUUUAUUAAAUCGAACAAAUGUAAGAAAAAUAAUUGUUGAAUUAUUUGAUAAAUAUCAUAAACGAUUAUUUUGGGAAAAAACAACAACAAUGAAAGUUAUAUUAAAUUCAAAGAAAAGACUUCAUGUGAGAUUUAUACGUAUUUCAUUAUUGGAAACAAAUGAUGAUUAUGCACCAUUGAAUGUUACUUUAUCAAUUAAAGGUUGUUUUGAUCGAAAAUAUCCAACGAAAAAAAUUACAAAGGAACAUACACAAACAACGACAAUUACAACAAAAAGUACAUGUUAUCAUGUUAAUGCUCUUGAUCCUACAUAUGCUUAUAAAAUAAUUGGACAAUUUGAAGGAACUCAACCAUUAUCUGGUUUAUCAUUUGUUAAUUUUAUUACAUCAUCAAAAACAGGCGUUGAUUAUAAAACAAAAUCUCCUAUUAUUAUCAUACGAUUUCAAUCAAAUGUUGUUGGUCAAUUAGAUGAAAUUUCUCUUAUUGGUAGUCGAAAUAACAUAAAACAAUUUCAAGUUGAUCUAUUUGAUUUCAAUAAUAAUUUACUUUUUUCUAAACAAACAAUUUAUCCAGAAAAUGAUGAUUUGAAAAUAUUAUCAAUUCUAACUGAUAAUCGUCUGUUGGCUUCAACAGUACAAAUAACAAUUUUGAAUACAAUUGAUGAUCGUCCAGCUCGUGGUAUUAUUCUAUCGAUUGUGGGUUGUUUUUCAACAGCUCCAGGAAUUCCAACAACAACGAUAACAACAACAACAACAACAAUCGCACCACAGACUACAGAACUAAUAAUGAAACAACCACGUGAUUGUAAUAGAAUAGAACUGAUGACAAAUAAAAAUAUUAUCAUUGGUAUUACAUCACAAUCUCAAUUAAUUAAUGGAAAUUUAGGUGAAAUUGGACAAACUAAAUUUAAUGGUGUAACCUUUUCUAAUUUAACAUCAUCAAUUGAUAUUAUAUUUCGUUCAAAUAUUCUUAUUUAUCUUAAUUCAAUGUCAAUUAUUUCAACAACAACAAAUUUAAAACAAUUUCGUAUUGAAUUACUUAAUAAUGAAAAUGAUAUACAAUAUAAAAUUGAAUCAUCAUCAAUGACAGUUAAUUUAGAAUCAUUACCAUCAAUUGUAUUAGCUGGUAUUCGAUUAACAUUUCUUCAAACAAAUGAUAAUCAACCACCGAAAAAUAUUAUUCUAUCGAUUCAAGCAUGUGUUGAAGAAAUUUUAAUUACAACACCUGUAACAACUGCACCAACAUUAACAACAAGCAGAACAUUUCCACAAGCACCACCCAUGACACCAGACCAUUGUGCUGAUAUUGAUGCAAUGCAAGAACCUUACAGUAAAGAAACUCUUGCUGGUCUUAGUGGUACGAAUCCACAAGGUACUAAUUCUUCACUUUUGGAUCUUAUCUAUGGAAAAUCUAUAUCGUUCGAUGAAAAUGAACAGAAAAUUAUUUUAUUCGUCAUUUUCAAAUCAAAUCUAUUUGUUUAUUUAAAAUAUGUUGGACUUUUAUCAAUAUCUGAUACGAAUGUAAAACGAAUUAAAAUUGAAUAUCUUGAUAAAAAUCAAUUACUUAUACGAACAAUAUUUGUUGAUUAUUCAAAUGAACAAAAAAUAAUGGAACCUAUGCAAAAUGUUGGUUCAGUUAAAAUUACAAUUGAAGAAACAUAUGAUGGAAAAUCAGCAAAAAAUGUUCGUCUUUCAAUCAGAGGUUGUUUUGCUAUUCAACCUCGCUCAACAACAACAAUACAACCGACAAUAUCAACACCAACUGCAUGUCAUCAUUUAAACUUAAUGUCAAAUAAACCUGUAGCUACUAAAGCUAUUGCAUAUAUUGCUGGUACAAAUCCAAAAUCAUCAUCAAUAUUUGAUUAUUUUAAUUCAUCAACAUCAAUUUCUUAUUUAACAUCACAUCCAACAUUUAUUAUUGUAUUUAAAACAAAUAUUUAUGUUGAAUUAAAAUCAAUAUUAAUUACAAAUAAUGAAACAAAUGUUCGUGAAUAUCAAAUUGAUUUAAUUGAUAAUGAUCGAACAAUUUUACAAACAAUUAUUAUGGAUACACAGCAUCAACAAUCGAAUGUUAAUUUUUAUGUUCCAAUUGCUGCUUUACAAAUAACAUAUCUUACAACAACAGAUGGACAAACACCACGAAAUAUUAUUUUAAAUAUUGAUGGAUGUUUUGGAAUAAAUCUAUCUCCAACAACAACGGCAACCACUCCAGUAAUGACGACAACACAACAGCCACUACUAUUAGCAACGAGUCAUUGUCAUGAAAUCGAUAUGAUGAAUAAACUUGAUUCUACAAUUCUGGUCGAUUCAAUUACUGGUACAUUACCUAGAAAAACAAUUGAUAAAUUAAGUGAUUAUUUCAAUCCAACAUCAUUAAUUUCAUAUGAUACACAACAAUUACCUGUAACUUUUCUCAUAAUUUUAAAAUCGACUGUUUAUGCUGAAAUUCAAACAGUUUCUUUAAUAAGUUCAACAACAAAUGUUAAAAAAUUUCAAGUUGAUCUUAUUGAUGAUUAUAAAUCAAUUAUACAAACAAUUGAAUCCAAUAAUAAUUUAACUGUUGACGGUUUAACAGAAGUUGGUAUUGCUGCAAUACGAAUCACAUAUAUUGAAACAAAUGAUAAUCAACCACCAAACAAUAUUCGCCUAUCAAUUAAAGGUUGUUUUGGUAUCCUUCCAACACGUCGACGAAUAACACCAGCAAUCGAAUCAACCACAACAAAACCACCUCGAACAACACCAGCAACUGAAUUGAUCGGAACGAAACCACCUCGAACAACGCAAAGAAUAAAACGUAAAUGUACAAUUCUUGAUGCAAUGUCUAUUGAAAAUCGAAAAAAACUUAUUCGAUCAGUAAAUGGUAAAGAAAACUUGAAUAUAUUUUCAUCCGAUGGUUUAUCAUAUAAUUCAACUUAUGGUUCAAUUGAUAUUGCAUUUAAACAAGGUAUUAUUAGUAAUAUUGAUAAUAUAUCAAUUAUUGGUAAUAAACAUAAUAUUAAAAAUUAUCGAAUAAUAUUUUUUGAUAUUAAUGAUAAUAUAAUCGAUGAACAUUUAUUAAAAACAGAUGUAAAUGAACUAUUAUCUAUUGAUAAUGUUGCUACAAUACGAAUUAUAUUUCUCGAAACAACAGAUAAUAAAAAUAUUCAUGAUGUUCACUUAUCAAUUCGUGGAUGUUUCUUUAAAAUUCCAAAUUUUCAAACUACUAAAAUUACAACUAUGAAAACAACACAACCACCUGAGUAUUGUCAUUCAAUAGACAUAAUGGAUAAAUAUCAUGCUAAACGUUUACUGAAUCGUGUUGGUGGUACAUUAAAUAUACCAGACAUAUAUAAUUUAACACAAAAUAAUAAUAUUAAUCAAUCAUUAUAUUUUAUUAUUGAAUUUAAUAAAGAUAUUUUUAUUCGUCAUAUUCAAAAUAUAUCUAUUCUUACAGAUAAUCAUCGUAUUGAACAAAUUCGUAUUGAAUUACAAAAUAAAAAACGACAAUUAUUAAAACGUAUUGAUAUAUCAAUAUUUAAACAAACAUCAUAUACAAAUCUUUAUACACCAAAUUAUCCAAUAGAUGUUAAAUAUUUAAAAGUAACAAUAAUCAAAGGAAAACCAAAUAAAAAUAUUCGUUGGUCAAUUAUUGGUUGUUUUGAUAGAAUAAAAAAAGUUAGAAAAAUUAAAAAAAUUCCAAAAAUUACUUGGUGGAAAGUUUCAUGUAUUCAUUCGAAUAUAUUGGCUGGACGUGAUGGUUAUCAUCCACGAAAAUUCUUAACUCCAUAUAUUACUGGAACACCUUCACCAAUUGGUGGUAAUUUUCAAAAUUUAAUGACUAAUAAUAUUGGUAUUUCCUAUUCUGACAUACAAAAACCAAUAAUUAUUGAAAUUGAUUAUCCAUCGGGAAUUAUUGGUCGUUUAUAUGAAGUUGGUAUUCAAUCAAGUAAUGUUUAUCGAAUACGUGUACAACUUAUCGAAGUACCAAAUGGUAUAUUGUAUACUUUAACAUCACCACAAUAUAAUAGAACAGAUAAAAAAAAUACAAAUCCUCGUUUAACAGGAUUUCCACCUGUAUAUUCUUCAGGUAUUCGAAUUAUUCUAUUAGAUACAAUUGAUGGUCGUCCACCACGACAUGUAACAGCUUUUACAAAUGGAUGUUUUUAUAGAAGUUCAGUUAAAUAUACAACUAUACCAACCAUUGGAUCAACUAAGGAAACAACAAAACAACCAAAAACUACAACAGUCAAAACAAAAUGUCUUUAUUCUCAAUGGACACGUUGGGGACAUUGUUCAGUUAGUUGUGGUAAUGGAGUACAAAUACGUGCAAGAAAUCGACUUUCAGGUAUAGGAUGUAAUGGUAGUUUAAUGGGCUAUCGUAUGUGUCAAUUACAACCAUGUAUGUGUAUAUUAACAAAAGAAUUUUAUAUGGCUGCUACUGGUGAACAAGUACCGGCGAAUAAUAUUGUUGGUUAUUUAAAAGGUGGUAAAGAAGCCGUACAUAUUGGAGAUAUUUUAGAUACUGGUACGAUAGUUUAUACAUAUAAAUGUUUGCAAUUUAUUUGUUCUAAUGUUGGACUUGAUGUGAAAAAUUCAACAGAUUGUCAACGCAAAUGUGUUUAUCUUGAUUGGUCUCCUUGGAGUCCAUGUGAAGGUGAUUGUGGUAAUGAGUAUCAAAAAGGUAUUCAAUAUCGACAACGUUUACCUUUAAAUAUUCUUACUGGUUCACAUCUAUGUGAACCACAAAAAGAAAAUCGUUCAUGUCAAACAUCACCUUGUUUUGGUUCAUGUAUUCUUUCAUCAUGGUCAGAAUGGAGUCCAUGUUCAAAAACAUGUGAUCUUGGAAUUCAAAAACGUUCGAGAUAUUAUUUAUCUCUUCAACCAAAUUGUACGGAUAAUUUAGAAGAAAAACGUGAUUGUAAUCCUCAAUGUUGUCCAUCAGAUACAAAACCUACAUGGUCAGAAUGGAGUCCAUGGGGAAAUUGUAGUCGAAAUUGUGGUAGUGGCGAACGAAUACGUUAUCGAAGAUGUAUAAAUGGUACGAGUCAAUGUCAACAACAGAUAACAUGUGAUGGUUCUGAUAAACAAAUUGAACCUUGCAAUACACAAAGCUGCCAAGUUUCUGCUACUCGAUAUACAUGUACGAAUGGACAAAUAAGGAGUAAUUGUAGUAAUGCUUGUGGUCAUACAUGUAAUACAUUAACAUGUCGUUCAUGUAAUGAACCAUCUGAAUGUGUAUCUGGUUGUGUAUGUCCUGAUCCAUUAGUAAUGAAUACAGAUGGAGAAUGUGUUGAAAUAAAUCAAUGUUUAUGCCAAACAUCUGACGGUAAAACUAAUCUUGUUGAUGGUCAAACUAUGUUCGAUCAAAAUAAAUGUGAAGAUUGCUUAUGUUCUGAUGGUUGUCUCGAUUGUCGUCCAUCGUCAAAAGAUUGUUCAAUAUGUACAUGGAGUGAAUGGAGUCCAUUUGGUGUUUGUUCAGCAAAAUGUAAUGGAACACAAAGACGGUAUCGUACACGUUCAUGUGCUGGCUUAGAACCCGAAAUUGAAUAUGAAGAUCAACCAUGCUCAACGAAUGAAACAUCAUAUAAGAAAGGUUGUGUAGAAUGUUCUUGUAAUGCAACUACUGGCGAAGAAACAUGUUAUGCUCAAUGUGCUAUAACACCUGAUCUCUGUUCAAAUCUAACAAAUGAUCCACUCAGUAUAUAUGAAUAUAUACCACCAGCUGAUGGUGAAUGUUGUGGUUCAUGCAAUCGAACAAAUAAAACGGAACCAUGUUCGGUGCAAGAACUACCAUUAGAACAAAUCACCUAUGGUGAUUGUAUGUCAGUAAAUCCAAUAGCUCGACAACAAUGUUUAGGUACAUGUAUAUCAGGUAUGACAUGUCGUUGUUGUUCACCAUCGAAAAUAACAAUGGAAUCAAUUCCAAUGGAAUGUCAACGAAUAGAAGAUAAUUCAACAAUUACUUUUAUUACAGAAAUACCUUAUGCAACAAUUAAUUCAUGUGGUUGUCAAGAAUGUACUAAGAACUUUUAA